AGCGGGGCCGCGCACGGCGAGGUCCGCGAGCCAGGCCGGCGCCCCGAAGCCAUUUCCGGGAGGGGCGGGGCCGGCUGCGGCCGGGCCUCUAAUCCUGGCGGCGGCGGAGGCGACCUGGGACCUCGAAUCCUUUGGCUCGCGAAUCGGUCGCGCGCUGAGGUAGACGUGGAACGUGGAGCUGGCAGGCGUGGGAGAGUGCUCGAGGGAAGGAGACUGGAAGCUGGUUCCGGCGUGAGGAGAUUCUGAAGAAGGGGAGCAAGGAGAGGAGGCUGAACGAGGAAGAUGCCUAGCACAGACCUUCUGAUGUUGAAGGCCUUUGAGCCCUACUUAGAGAUUUUGGAAGUAUACUCCACAAAAGCCAAGAAUUAUGUAAAUGGGCAUUGCACCAAGUAUGAGCCCUGGCAGCUAAUCGCAUGGAGUGUCGUGUGGACCCUGCUGUUAGUCUGGGGAUAUGAGUUUGUCUUCCAGCCAGAGAGUUUAUGGUCAAGGUUUAAAAAGAAAUGUUUUAAGCUCACUAGGAAGAUGCCCGUUAUUGGUCGUAAGAUUCAAGACAAAUUGAACAAGACCAAGGAGGAUAUUAACAAGAACAUGUCAUUCCUGAAAGUGGACAAAGAGUAUGUGAAAGCUUUGCCCUCCCAGGGUCUGAGCUCAUCUGCAGUUUUGGAGAAACUUAAAGAGUACAGCUCUAUGGAUGCCUUCUGGCAAGAGGGGAGAGCCUCUGGAACUGUGUACAGUGGGGAGGAGAAGCUCACUGAGCUCCUUGUGAAGGCUUAUGGAGAUUUUGCAUGGAGUAACCCCCUGCAUCCAGAUAUCUUCCCAGGAUUACGCAAGAUAGAGGCUGAAGUUGUGAGGAUAGCUUGCUCCCUGUUCAAUGGGGGACCAGAUUCAUGUGGAUGUGUGACUUCUGGGGGGACAGAAAGCAUAUUGAUGGCCUGCAAAGCAUAUCGGGACCUGGCCUUGGAGAAGGGGAUCAAAACACCAGAAAUUGUGGCUCCCCAAAGUGCCCAUGCUGCAUUUAACAAGGCAGCCAGCUAUUUUGGGAUGAAGCUUGUGCGGGUCCCACUGACGAAGAUGAUGGAGGUGGAUGUGCGGGCAAUGAAAAGAGCCAUCUCCAGGAACACUGCCAUGCUCGUUUGUUCUACCCCACAGUUUCCUCAUGGUAUAAUGGAUCCUGUCCCUGAAGUGGCCAAGCUGGCUGUCAAAUACAACAUACCCCUUCAUGUCGAUGCUUGUCUGGGAGGCUUCCUCAUCGUCUUUAUGGAGAAAGCAGGAUACCCACUGGAGUACCCAUUUGAUUUCCGGGUGAAAGGUGUGACCAGCAUUUCAGCUGAUACCCAUAAGUAUGGCUACGCCCCAAAAGGCUCAUCAGUGGUGUUGUAUCGUGACAAGAAGUACAGGAACUAUCAGUUCUUCGUUGAUACAGAUUGGCAGGGUGGCAUCUAUGCUUCCCCAACCAUUGCAGGCUCUCGGCCCGGUGGCAUUAGCGCAGCUUGUUGGGCUGCCUUGAUGCACUUCGGUGAGAACGGCUAUGUUGAAGCUACCAAACAGAUCAUCAAAACUGCUCGCUUCCUCAAGUCAGAACUGGAAAAUAUCAAAGGCAUCUUUGUUUUUGGGAAUCCCCAAUUGUCAGUCAUUGCUCUGGGAUCCCAUGAUUUUGACAUCUACCGAUUAUCAAACCUGAUGACUGCUAAGGGGUGGAACCUAAACCAGCUGCAGUUCCCACCCAGUAUUCAUUUCUGCAUCACGUUAGUACACGCCCGGAAACGAGUAGCUAUACAAUUCCUGAAGGACAUCCGAGAAUCCGUCACUCAAAUCAUGAAGAAUCCUAAAGCGAAGACCACAGGAAUGGGUGCCAUCUACGGCAUGGCCCAGACAACUGUGGACAGGAAUAUGGUUGCAGAAUUGUCCUCGGUCUUCUUGGACAGCUUGUACAGCACAGACACUGUCACCCAGGGCAGCCAGAUGAAUGGUUCUCCAAAACCCCACUGAGCUUGGACCCUUUCUAGUCCCAAGGGGCUUCCAGCCUUCAGAAGGUUCUUGGGGUAUGGAACAGUCCAUACACAACUUUGACAUCUGGUCUGGCUCCAUAGAGCACAACUCAAGAUAGACUAUGAGAUAGCUUGAGCCUCAGGAUUCUUGUUCCUCCUCUUGUCAUCCUUUUGUGGUUUUUAAUUUGAAGACCCCAGAGGAUUCCAUUAUAUAAUGAUUUUGCCCUUGUUAUAAAUGUUACCCUAGGAAUUGUUCUAACCAUUUCCUUUUCUAAACUCUCUAGCUUUCAACUUCACUUAAACAUUGUGUGGCAGCUGUGACCUGUCCUGAUUCUGUAGAGAAGCUGGGGUGCAGUUUAUGAGAUAGCUAGAGUUUCUUUCUUAGGCUGGAGGCGUUUACGUAACAGAUGUUUCCCCAGCUGGUUGUGAGGUGUACUCUAAGCAGGCGGCUUUUUCAGCCCCCCAACCCACCCUUUUUUUUGAGACGGAGUUUUGCUCUUUUGCCCAGGCUGGAAUGCAGUGGCAUGAUCUCGGUUCACUGCAACCUCCACCCCCCAGGUUCAAGCGAUUCUUCUGCCUCAGCCUCUCGAGUAGCUGGGAUUACAAGCGCCUGCCACCACGCCCAGCUAAUUUUUUGUAUUUUUAGUAGAGACGGAGUUUCACCAGGCUGGUCUCAAACUCCUGAUCUCAGGUGAUCCACCUGCCUUGGUCUCCCAAAGUGCUGGGAUUACAGGUGUGAGCCAUCAUGCCCCCACCCUCUCUGUCUUACGAGUAGGUUCGUUGUCUAUCUUAGAAUCACUUCUGUUGCAACUCAUUUUGUUUUUCCAGGACACAGAUCAGCCAGGCUGCUGCUCCCUAAUACGCAGGACAGGGCUAUUCUAGCUUACUUGCCUAAUCCUCUCAGGCAGGGUUUGGGGUGGUCUUUUCUGUGUCUGCAGUCCCCAUCUGACACUUGGUUGCCACCAUUUUUGGAGAUUCUUGUUUAAAACGAUGCUCCCAUUGACUUGUUCUUGUUACCAUGGACUAGGAAGAAAACACAGUUUCCAAAUAUUCUAGGAGCUUUUGGCCAUGGUUGCUGCUUCCUGGAAUUGCUGGUAGUCAAAGCACACCUGAGCUCUAUCCUGGACUGGUGGUGAGCAGAAACCAGGCCUUUUGCUAUGCUUUUCUGAAUGGUCCUCCAAAACCAUUCAUAUUAGUUAGGAUCUGAAGGCUGUCAUUCAGAUAUUCAGAUUUCCUGACUAUCUGAAUAGGAUGAGCAUCCAGAUUCAAAUUUGUCACCAGAGUUGGUGGUGGUCCUUCCCUGCACCCUUGCGAUAAGCCAUCAUGUAAUGAAAAUAUGUUUGCUUGAAGGAACAGCUCAAAGCACCUUCACAAGUUGCCUUGACUUACCCUAGGUGGGUGUGAAAGAGCACCUAUUGCAAGGAAAAUUUUCUCUAUUAGUGUGUUCUUCUGCCUCUUCCCCCUUGAUUCAGCUUUCUAAGGUACUAUGGCAGUUUUGCCUCAGGUGCUGGACAUUUCUCAGCCGUGGCAGCAUAGGGAGAGAAACAGGAAAGCAGAAUGGCGAGCAGCCUUAUGGCCCAGGGCCUAUAAUCCUAAGACGAGCUGCUCAGGGUGGUGCAGGGACAGGACCAGACCCUGCGCUACCUCCUGCCCUCUUUCCCCUGUAGAGAACUCUCCCCUAGGCUGAGCCACUAUCCUGCUCUAAUGACAUCAUACCAUGUGCCUUCCUCCUCAGCAGUGAGCAGUGAGCACUCCUGGCCCAGGCCUUAGGGGAAAUUUGGAUCAGUCUUUGAGGUUUCUAUUUGGGUAGGGGAGUACUUAGGACAGGUCAGGAGACACUUUCCUCUGUUCCAUUCCCCAUCUCAGGGACUCCUGAAUAUUCAGCCUCUCCAGGCUGGUAUCUUCUAGUUUUCCCCACUGGGAAUGCUGGCUGGGAGAGCCAUGACUACCAGACUUUUCCUCAAGCUCCUUAGCACAUUAGUCUAAAGUGUUCUUGAGCACUGUACUACUUACCCAACAACUGUGACUAGGUGGCCACGCCAUUUAGGGCUGGUGUGGCAUUUAUGUGUGUGUGUGUUCUUCCUGUUUGCUCCACAUUGCAUUGUGGGUUCCAAGAGUGGGCAAUGUUUGUGUGUGUGUGUGUGUCAGAGGGAGACCUGGCAGGUACCUCUUUGAGAGUAGUUGUAGUCAAAGCUGUGUGGUCAGUGCAUUAUGUUGGAGGAGGUCCAGGAAGCCAGAACCACCCAGCAGACAGACACCACUGUGGCUUGCCAGCUGCCAAGAUGGAGAAGCAUGUCCCCUACGGAGUGUCUCCCCAGAACCAGACCCCUGAGCCACUCGCUUCCUCUGUGCUGUGACAACAUUGGUGCCAGGGGAGAUGGUGUUUUUCAAAGGGACCUACUGUAGCCACUUUAAUUUACAAUUAAGAGCCUUAGUUUGACUUAACACUUGUGUAGGCUUUUCAUUUUGUAUUUUUGUGUAUGUGUGCAUAUAGCAACUAGUCUGUGGCAGAGGUGGGUAGAGAGUCUUAAUAGUAUCAUGUCGCAUGCAGAUGUCACAUCGGCCUCUGCAAAAGCUGUACUGUCUUAUUUCUGCAUUAGACUUAAGUAGUCAUGUGAAACACUGCUGUGUCACUUUUAAUAUUACGAGUUUUAUACUUGGAAAAUGGUACUUGCUUAUUUUAAAUCUCUUAUCUUCUCCAACCUCCCCCUUCUCAUCUCAACCCUCCCUUCCUAAUUGCAGCAAUAAUCUCAAAAAGCAAUUAAAUAGUUAAAUGACCCUAACUGUAAGUACUGUGAAUGGUUGCAUUCAUUUGAUUACUUGGGCACAGACAAGAUCACAAAUGGGGCGGUGGCCAUGCUUGAAUGGGCUCCUGGUGAGAGAUUGCCCCCUGGUGGUGAAGCAAUCCAUCUGCUUUCCCGACACAGUUAAGCGGCAAUCUAUCUCAUUUCCAGGUAUGUUAAUAGGUUGCUGAUUGGUCCCUGCACUAGGAGUAGUGGUCAUAUCUAUUUCAGAGAGGUCUGAAAUUCAGGUUCUUAGUUUGCCAGGGACAGACCCUGUCUUAUGUUUUCUUCCCUCUUCAUCAUCCACUUCUGCCCACACUUUGCUGCUUACAACAACAAGGGAUUGAGCCGUCUGGGCGGUCUCUAGCCAGCUGGGCAGUAUGGUUCUUUCUAACCAAAGGGCAUUGGCCUCAAGCCCUACAUUUGGUUUAGGGGCUGACAGAGCUCCUCAGAUAAUCUUCUCACACAUGUAACUGCUGGACAUCUUAUUCUAUUAUGAAUAAGAAAUGAGAAGUUUUCCCAAAGGGUUAGUUAGGAUCUGAAGACUGUCAUUCAGAUAAUUCACCUUUUCCUUUUGGCUUUUGGCCCAUUCAGACUUUGCCAGAAUCAAGCCAAGGACUGCUUUUUGUUGCUACAGUUUUCUGCCAGAUAGCCUAGUUCCUGAGUACCUGGAAACCAGAGAGAAAGAGGAUCCAGUAUAUGCCUGGGUUAGGACGCCUGGUUCAUCUAGGAAGUCACGUCUGGGGUGCUUAUUGCUGCUCCAUACAGCUGCAGGCCCGCCCCUUGGCCUUCUCUGUAGGUUCUGGGCAGCCAUGAACAGCUUUCAGCCAGUGACAAGUAGUUACUGAGUCCUAAUUUGAUAGCCACAAACUAUACCCAGGGUAGGCAAAGUCAGAUUUUUGAGAACCUUUUCUUGACUUGAAGUUUUUAUUACCUUCUUUUAUGCUUUCCUCUGUCUCGUAAUUUCUUCUCUCAAUAUCCUUCCCUAUAAUUUCAAUUAUUUGGAUUACUUUUAGAAUAAACUUAUUUCUAAAAAAAAAAAAAAAAA
This is a messenger RNA of Sapajus apella (tufted capuchin), 5819 nucleotides long. It is a transcript of the gene SGPL1, whose product is annotated as sphingosine-1-phosphate lyase 1. Gene Ontology annotation, molecular function: sphinganine-1-phosphate aldolase activity; pyridoxal phosphate binding. Gene Ontology annotation, biological process: sphingolipid catabolic process; carboxylic acid metabolic process. The transcript is spliced from 15 exons. Gene Ontology annotation, cellular component: endoplasmic reticulum. NCBI's taxonomy places the organism in Eukaryota, Metazoa, Chordata, Mammalia, Primates, Cebidae. The record is from RefSeq and is a predicted model, not a curated record. The coding region runs from base 283 to 1989 and encodes 568 amino acids.